GGUUCAAUUUGAGUUUUCGGACCUAAAUAUGUUCUGCCAUGGGGGAGCAGACGACACAACCCUCUUCCAGUCCCAAUCCAAACCCCCAAAGCGAUGGCAUUUGCUGACCUGAAAGGAACCUCAGCAAUCAGGAUAAAGGAAACAGGAUAAAGGAAUAUUACCUCGAAAUUCGCAAAAUUUUUCCAUUUUUGCUGCUUCCCUCCUUGUAACCCUACCCCCUCUCCCCUUCUUUCCCUUUUCAAUAUCAAUCUUGUAUCAAUAUCAAUCUUGUAUGCUGCACAUAAUCACUGAUUCCUUUUGCUUGUUUUCUUUGCAUUCAUGGAAGUCGCUUCUCACCCAAUUCAUAAUCCUCUUCUUCUCUGUUGUGGAAGAUCCAGCCUUUGUCUUUCAUCUACUUCAUUGCGGUUCUAUGAGCAUAAAAGACUAUUUGGACACUUAUCAAUUAAGCAAGCAAUUUUGAGAAAUUCAACUAACUCUGCUUUGAAUGGCUCUUUAUGCAUUCAAAGGAAGCAUGUGGGAAUUCCAUGGACUUAUCACUCACAAGAGGAGUUCAACUGGCCAUAUUUUGACUAUAAAUUGAAUAAAAGCAAUAAGUUGCGAAGACACGCAGGUGUAAGAUCUGAACUUGUGGGAAAUGGGAUCCCGGAUUCUUCCUAUUCAUUAUCAGAAACUAAAUUAGGGUCAAAAGUUAGGGGAGUGUGCUUUUGUGCUGUUACUGCAAUUGCUGCCAUUUUUCUGUUUGUGCUGAUGUUGGUACAGCAUCCUUUUGUGCUCUUGUUGGAUCGGUACCAAAGAAAAGCUCAUUAUUUCAUUGCCAAAAUUUGGGCAUCGUUGAGUGUCACUCCAUUUUUAAGAAUCAAGUUUGAGGGAUUGGAUAAUCUACCUUCUCCAGAUACCCCUGCUGUAUAUGUUUCAAACCACCAGAGUUUUCUAGACAUAUAUACACUUCUCACUCUUGGAAGAACCUUUAGGUUUAUAAGCAAGACUGGGAUAUUUCUAUUUCCUAUCAUUGGAUGGGCCAUGUUUAUGAUGGGUGUCAUUCCUUUGAAGCGGAUGGACAGCAGAAGCCAGUUGGAAUGUCUAAAACGGUGCAUGGAACUAGUGAAGAAGGGGACGUCUGUAUUUUUCUUCCCAGAAGGAACACGGAGUAAAGAUGGAAAAUUAGGCACUUUCAAGAAAGGUGCAUUCUCGGUUGCAGCGAAAACCAGGGUGCCUAUAGUACCUAUUACCCUUAUAGGGACUGGAAAAAUCAUGCCUCCAGGAAUGGAGGGUAUCUUGAAUUUUGGGUCUGUGAGAAUUGUUAUUCAUAAGCCAGUAGAAGGAAGUGAUCCUGAAGUUCUAUGCAGUGAAGUUAGAAAAACAAUUGCAGAUGUGCUUGAACAGCAAAGCUGACAUUAGUUUUAAUGGAUUGAUGGUAUUAGGAGCUUGGGCUUCCAUGAAUGAGAAUAAUUUGCUGAAUUGACGGAAGCUUUUCUCAAGGUUGGAUGUUUUGUAUGGCAGAUGUGUUUUCUGAAGCUGCAGUUAUUGAACAAUAUACACUUCGAUAUUGAUAUCUGACAUGCAGGUCUUGGCGUGCCAGGACUUGGCUUGGCCAUGAUGCAGAGCACAAAAUCAAUCUUGCACCACUUUCCAAAAUGAUCAUGCAGGUGAAUCCAAAGGGAUGCUAACGACUAAUGAGUUCACUGAAUGCAAAUAACAAUUUUUACAUGAACUGGGUUAUGGUGCAUUUCGCCAAAUGAUGUCACAGUUGCACUAAUCAAAAGGCGAUUUUGAGUUGUCUAUAGUUUCUAAAAGUUCAGUGUCUUGAUCUUUUGUGUUUCAAGUUUUUUCUUUUAUGCUGCCAUUUAGUCAUUCAAAGUGAAAUAAUGAAAGCAUUCACUAUUUGUACUCAUAAA
This is a messenger RNA of Hevea brasiliensis (rubber tree), 1895 nucleotides long. RefSeq names its product 1-acyl-sn-glycerol-3-phosphate acyltransferase LPAT1, chloroplastic. Gene Ontology annotation, biological process: phosphatidic acid biosynthetic process. Bases 319 to 1392 code for a protein of 357 amino acids. The record is from RefSeq and is a predicted model, not a curated record. Gene Ontology annotation, molecular function: 1-acylglycerol-3-phosphate O-acyltransferase activity. Lineage: Eukaryota; Viridiplantae; Streptophyta; Magnoliopsida; Malpighiales; Euphorbiaceae. The transcript is spliced from 7 exons. Gene Ontology annotation, cellular component: membrane.